UCUCAAAUGAAAAAAAAACUUAGAAGGGUACUUUUUCUAUCCUUGCAUAAAAGGUGUUGUUUAUCUCGUUUUAAAUUAAGUUUGAACAAAGGGAAAACAUGAAGUCUGCGUGUGUCAUUUGAAAAAGAGGUGAGUGUGAUGACUUAGGCGAAUGUGUCAUGUCGAUAAUGCUUAUUUGUUAACUUGCUGAUGCAUUUUUGACGGUGUUACACUGAUACAUUCCAAGAAAUACGACCAGUUUCAUCUGGGAAGCAAUUAGACCCUGUAUAUUAUGGGGUUAACUCAAAUAUCCACUUUACAGAUUCAACUCGAAUUGAUUUUCGUCUUUUGUUAAAAGGUUCCCAUUUCAUUACAUGUGGAUGGUGCUGUUCCUGUAAAUUGCCACCAGUUUCGGUAAUCCGAAACUCCAUUCUGCUAAGUGCACGCCAAACCAAGUGUUUCUAAUCUCAAAUAUUGUUAGUGAUACAUAAUUCUUGGGGGAUCAGGUGGAAGGCAACUGACUGUCAUUUUAAGAGAAAAAUUGGGGGAAAGCAAAAUAUCUACAGAUGAGGGAAUUGAACUUCGGUUUUUGGGCGUUUCAGCCGGCAUUGUACUGUUAAAUUAUUUUUUUAUGGUAAUUUUUAAUUGUUUUGCAUCGGGUGCACUUUUUAAUUGACACCGCGUUUUCUUAGCAUAUUUGGAGACCCGAGUGGACAUGAUUGACAAAUAUUCUGAAUUCUGGAGAGAUGAGCAAUAUGAAGAUACUGAUCCGAGCUACGAAACUCUGAGAGAAGGAGACCAUUCUCGUUAUUCCUCACAGAUCUAUCCUCUGGCAAAAGAUGGGAAAAAAUAUAUUAAUCGACCUUUGCCGGCCGUUCCCCCAAUCAGAGAUAACGAUACAACAAGCCAGAAUUCUGAUAAAUAUUAUGAAAAAACUGACCGACGAAAACGUCGCAUAGUGCCUCUGGUCGGCAUAGGACUUGUCGUAUGUUUGGCGUCGGUUGCUGGGGUCUUAAGCCUGGUAAUACUAUCAAACGCAGCGACCCCUAUUGAGAAGACUACUGAUGUUGACGUUACCACGGCAACGACACUUGACGUCACUGCAGCAUCCUCCACUGAAGCUACCACUGAACUUACCACUGAACCUAGCACUGAACCUACUACUGAACUUACCACUGAACCUACCACUGAACUUACCACUGAACCUAGCACUGAAGCUGGAACAACAGAGGGAUCUACGACCUUUCAGCCUACUACAGAAGAAGAAUCUUGUGGAAUUGACACCAUUUUGAUGAACAAUACGUACUUUGCCGCCGGACAAGUACUUGAGAGUAGGCCUACUAAAGUGACCAGUGAAGCAGUUUGUCGUCGUUUCUGUGUUACCAACCCUUAUUGUGCCACAGGGACUUUUAAUAAGAGGACAAAUCUGUGCUACCUCUCAUCGCAACAAAUCAGAAACACAGUGCGCCAGGCUGGCUGGUCGGCGUUCAUAAAGUCGGACGGGUGCCGGUGUGAGAUGGUGAACUAUACUGUCCAGGACUUCAUGUUUGUCGUUACGCCUGGAAACCCCAUGGGAAUCAAAAAAAGAUUUGUUUACGCGUCGUCGUCAGCAGAUUGUGCCAAUAAAUGUCUGGUGGAUAGCGCAUGCGCCGCCUCACAACACAACAUAAACGAAAACAUUUGCGAACUCUUUGAUCAGUUGCCACAGAUUAUCAGUUCCUGGUUCGACGUUAUGAUGUUCGUCAAAACCCUCGGUUGUUCUAACAAUUAGGUGCUACUGUCACCCACUACGUCUCUUCCCACAUAGAAUCCAACUGGACUGGAAACGCGCGCGGUGUCCCUCCUUUGAACAAAGCGCGUUACAGACAAGCAUAGCCCAUAGUUCUUUGCAAUGGGCUGCGUCCUUUGUGCGACUAUGAAACUGGUAUCGCUGUGGUCGUAGAAAGGAGGCACAAGCAUCGCUCUGGUUGUAGACUGAAUGCUCAAUGACCGGCACUAUGGCAUUUUCAAUGGGACGGUUUCAAAUGUUCCGCACCGUGGUCACAGUAGAGAGGAUGACGAAAGCAAUAUAUAUAUAACUAUAGUUUCAUUUUUAAAAGGAUAGAUAAGAAGUGGGGCUAAUUGGGUCUUUUAUUUAUUUAUUUAUAUAAAGAUACUACAGGUCCGUAGCCAGCAAUUUCA
Lingula anatina is the source of this 2160-nucleotide messenger RNA. RefSeq lists its product as uncharacterized. The record is from RefSeq and is a predicted model, not a curated record. Lineage: Eukaryota; Metazoa; Brachiopoda; Lingulata; Lingulida; Lingulidae.